Desarmillaria tabescens is the source of this 1854-nucleotide messenger RNA. RefSeq lists its product as uncharacterized. NCBI's taxonomy places the organism in Eukaryota, Fungi, Basidiomycota, Agaricomycetes, Agaricales, Physalacriaceae. The transcript has 6 exons. Bases 348 to 1511 code for a protein of 387 amino acids. The record is from RefSeq and is a predicted model, not a curated record.
AUACGAAGCUUGUGUGCUUUGGCCAAUAUCAAUUUUGUUCUGUGACUUCUCAAAUUAUGCCAGGUACCAUUUGGCAUGCAUGGAACAUAAUGUUCUAGGGAAUAUCAGGUAAAUAUGUUGUCAACAUGUGCAUCGUAAGUUUUAAAGUUCGAACCUAAUUCUCUCUUCGACACUGCCUUUUUUUCUCUCAUCAUCCUCAGCAUUGUUGCCCUCAAAAGCUCGAGAAUAUUUACAAAAACAUCCAUCAUAAUAAUCUGUUAUCGAUGGAAUAAGAUAACUCUACUGAAAUCUCUGAAUACCAUUUACACCGGUGUACUCAGGAAAAUAUGACUGUGGGGCCACAUAUCAUGUGCAGCGACAUCAUGGUGCUCCUUCAUACGGGGAAGUCAUCAGAAGACCUUGACUGGGAGACAUCGGCAUCAGUAAUGGAACACAUAUGCCUCCUCGAAACUGAGAUCAUUUCCCACAAUGAACGGCUCCAGCCGCAGGCUAUGCUGCACGAUGUUCCUCCCCGGCACGAACGAGACCUUGCCGUGCAGGAUCUCAAAAACCAUAAAUCUAUAUUCACGCCCAUUCGACGUCUUCCGAAUGACGUUUUGCUAUGUAUAUUUCAGAUGUCCACUGGUGUCGGGGUCAAACCUGAAGUGAAAACUAUCCCCUGGGUUCUCGCUCUCACCCGUUCUUCCCAUUCCUUAUGGACUGACAUCUGUCUCGUGAGCCUGCGCUACUCCAACCUCUCAUCUGGUCAACGCAGUCUGCGCAACCGUCUCCUCUCCCUAUCCGGAGUUUCACCACUCAGGAUCACUAUAAACAUGAUCAAUCCUUUUAAGGCUGAUAUACCCCAUCGCCCAGUUUUCCCAAGAGGGCCAGUAUCAGCCACUCAGAACUUCUCUUGUCGGUUACCCCUGCUACACAGCCUCUUUUUGGCAGUGUUUGAUAUGAACAACCCUCACAUCUGUCAUCUGUUUUCAUCGGCUCCCCUUCUCCAGGAUGUCAACUUCUUUGACCCUAUUGUCAUGUGGUGGGAGUUUGCUCGAGUGGUGCCCCUUUCCCCGCUCGUCAGGAUACUGUGGAAGGAGACUACUGCAUUGGAGGACCUGUAUUUUCGCAUCUCACAUCUGGAAGAUCAAGUUGUCCAACCAUCUACACCCAGAUCCAAUGCACAGCUCCUUCCCACCUUCGUCCAUAAUAAUAUCCAGAGGCUGGUGUUGGAUGGCAGACUUCAUUGUAUUCUGGACCGGUUCUCCAUUCCAAACUUGAAAGAAUUACUCAUUUGCAGCAAGCUCGGCAUGGAUCAUCUAGUUAGACCAGAAAUAGAAUCCCCUGAUCUUGGACUCAGAGUUGGGCACCUCCUUCAUUUUCUGAAGGGCCCAGAGUGCAAUCUGCAGGCAUUCCACUGCUUCAUACCAAUACCACUUUCAGCUCUCAGAAGCUUAUGGAAACAGUGGUUAUCGUCAUUGACAAGACUCACCAUCACCAUUACUUCACCGACUCAAGGAGAUGUUGUUUGAGAGCUGACAUUCAAGGAGGGCAAACCUGGUGCCCUUCCAAACCUCCAGCUUUUGAGGCUGCGUACACCUGACGGUGUGUCUAUCUUCAAGGAUGACAGCCUUCUCAAAAUGGUAUUGUCACGGCUGGCUUGACGUCCCGGAAGUUUUACGACUCUCAAGAUAAUGACUGAGAUACUUGACGAGGAGGUCCUUAGUCAGGAUGUUAUCACUCAAAUGCAGCAUCUGCAUGAGAUGAGGGUGGCGGGCAUUCGUGUUGAGCUCUUUGUGGAUGAGUAUUUGGACUAUUUCGAAACUGAUGACUGCUUUGCCAAGUUUGUGGAAGAGAGAAAAACGUAGUAGUAUG